AUGUUUAUCGAACGUUCGAGAUAUACGGUGACUGAUAUAUGGCGCUCAUACUUUGCCCAGAAACUUUUGCAUCUCGUUGGCGAAAGAGUGGCUUUUUAUCCAGUGAAUGCUAUACAAUUUAGAAAUGCACACGACUAUUUGGCUGAUUUUGAACAAGAGUUAGAUGUGUAUAUGAAAUCUGGAGAAUUUGUAGAAUUGCUCGAAUCAUGGCAUUGCGAAUCCAGCGAUAUCAGCACGUGCGCAGUAGAACUUGCUGAAGAGUUGGGGCGGCUAGGCUUCUGGCAGAAGAAAGACGCUCACUUGGUGAAGCUAUGGAUAGAUGAUCUCAAAUCAAUAGGGUAUGAUUUUCCCAAAAUGAUAACUAGACCACUCUUGGCAGACUGCAUCGGUAGCAUAGACAACGAACCAACUUGUCACCCAGCUCAUAUUGAACUCAUUACAGAUAUGCCUCUAAACCACAGCAAAAAGGCCUUGAAAAGAAUGAAACAAAAGCUAGAGUAUGCCGAAGAUUUGCAUAAUUGGUGUAGAAAAUCAGAGCCUGCAGAAGUCUUCACCUCAUUCAGCUAUGAUUAUCUCGCUGAAAAGCACUCAAAACAACAAAGUCUUGUUGACAACCUGGGGAAGGCCUUGAUUGUUGUUGCUGACCAAGAUGGUGCUGGACUAGGUUUACUGCAGCGAUUAUAUCAACCAUAUUUUGCAGUAUUGAUCUUUUGCGGAAGAGGAGAUUUUAUUCACAGACAAGGAAAUACAGGCAACAGUAUGAACAUGGCAGAUCCCGUGAAUUACAUCACAUUAGAAGCAAAUGCUCCUUUAUUUGCAAUGACAGCGAAAUGUCUUGUUAGGGUCUUGAUUAUUGUUGCUGACCAAGAUGGUGCCGGGCUUGGUUUACUGCAACGAUUAUAUCAACCAUAUUUUGCGGUGUUGAUCUUUUGUGGAAGAGGAGAUUUUAUCCAUAGACAAGGAAAUACAGACAACAGUAUGAACAUGACAGAUCCCGUGAAUUAUAUAGCAUUAGAAGCAAAUGCGCCCUUAUUUGCAAUGACAGCGAAAUGUCUCGUUAGAGUUCAGCAGAUGAAGUUGCAGAAUGUGACAGGGUAUUACGCAGUAAGUGAUGCUGUAAUAUUGCAAAUGUGGAAUUGGCACGACCCCAAAAAGGUGCUUUUCCCUUCCCAAGGCAAAAGACCAAACGAGGCACUGUGGAAGGACGCGAACGGUCUGCCAUCGAGUAAAACAGUGUAUCAACUCAUAACGGGAAAGUACAAAGACGAUGAAGCUGUGCAAAAAAUGUGGCAAGAAUACCAAGUUGGAUUGUUAUCGAAUAGAAUUCACCAGUCUCCUCUCGCACAUUUGCAAUCCGAUGCUGGAUUUGCCGACAGUAUGUUCAUUUACCUUCCCGCGGACAAGAUUGAAUAUUUCUCGGAUCUCGUGCAGAUAUUUGAUGAGGCAAAGAUUCCUAAAGGAUUUGCAGUAGCUAAGUUUCUGGACACAGUUGAAGUGGAGUGGCUACCAUCUUUGGCGAAUGUACUCACCAACGAUGGGAAGGUUGAUACUAAGAGUUUAAUACUGGCGAAUCCCACACGAUUUUCCGAGCAUGCCAAAAUUGAGGAGAGGAAGUUGUAA
Messenger RNA from Strongylus vulgaris, 1620 nucleotides. The record is from the annotation of a GenBank genome assembly. NCBI's taxonomy places the organism in Eukaryota, Metazoa, Nematoda, Chromadorea, Rhabditida, Strongylidae.